CCGAAACGAAACGCGUUUGUGGCUUCAGACGGCGAGUGGCAGUCGUGCAACCAAGUCGUACUAUUCCAAAGUUUUCGAAGGCCAAAAUCCCCUCUACUGAAAAGUUGGUCAGGCAACUUUUUCAACCAACCUAACCCGUACACACCACCAACCAGAUACAACGCAAAAAGAUUUUACGCAAAAAAGCAAUCCUUUUACUUUUAAACAAUUUUUGGAUACAUCCUCUAUUGCUAUAGAUGACCGAGAAGGAUACCGUCUCGAUGGCUACCGUGCAGAUGAAGCCCGACUAUGCGGCUAGCGAGGUCUACAGCACCGCUAGCGAGCCGCCACCGAUGGGAUUUUUUAACUUUAAUCAUCAGGCCUACAAGCGCCAGGCGAAUUCGGUGAAAAUUGCCAAGAUCACCGCUUUUACGAUCAUCGUUUCCUCUUUCGUUCUGGGAUCCUUUAUCCUGGCCUCGUCCUAUCUCCAGGCCAAGGCCUCUUGCGAUCAGGUUCAGGCUCUUGACUCUGUCUUGGAGAAGGAGCUGAUGCUCGAGACUCUGCAGCAGGUGGGCAAGGAACUGCCUCGUGCUGAGCCUUUGUUGGGAGCUUCAGGAACUGGCGAUGAAUCCGAGCUGCAGAGCUUGGACGCGGAAAGCCGCAAGGCCGUCCCUGCCCCAGCAGCUGCCCAGGAUGCUGAUAAGGACAACUCCUACUCCGACAGCGAUGAGACCGAUGAGAUGCAGAAGUUCCCCGGCAAAGUGCCGCUCGAGCUGGACUUGAGCGACCUGGCUGCUGCCAUUCUGCGUAACAACAAGAAAUCCCGCAUGAACUGCGUCGUGGAGCGCAAACACGCCGAGGAGAUCGUCGACUCGCCCUCCAAGACUGUGGCUCUGCCCUUCGGAGUCAACCUGACCACCGAUCCCAAGAAGGCUCGCAUCACAGGCGAACGCAUCUCGAUUUUCUGCGACGGCGGUGACGACAAGGAGCGUGAGGAGAAGGAGGCCAAGCGCCAGCGCGAGCAGGAGGAAGAGGACUCUGACGAGGAUGCUGAGCCACUCCGUCCCAUGUUCAUUCCCUUCCAGCGUGUGCCCAUUCCAUUCGGCCGCAUUCCCGACCAGAUGCCGCUGACCCACAUGCCCCAGAGGAUGAUGCCACCAGCAAUGCAGAUGCACCAGCAGUUGCCCCAGCAGCAGCAGCAGGGACCCAUUAUCAUCCGCCAGCUGCCUCCUCCCUUCCAGCACCUGCCCAUGCGCCCACCCAUGCCUCCCCAGGUGAUGCAGGCCCCCCGCAUGGAGUCCUCCGAGGAGAUGCCCAUUCCCAAGAUCCAGACCGUGCGCAUCCACAUGCAGCAGCUGCCCUUCCGUGAAAUCCACGUUGCCGAUGAUGUUCCCGUCCAGAUCCCUGCCCAGCGCCAGCCUGAGCAGCACCAGCAGCCACCCAUGCAGAUGCAGAUGCGUCAGGAGCAGCGUGAGGUGCCCCAGAUCCAGAUCCAGCCCAUGCCUUUCGGUAUGGCUCUGCAGCGUGUUGGCAUCACCGCCGAGGACCUGAGGAACAUCCAGCGCAUGGCUGAAGACCGCAUCACCGACGAGCUGCGUCGUCUGGCCGCCGAGGAGAGUGCUGACUCCAACGAAGGAAACUCAAGUGACGAGGAUGUGUCCUCUUCCGGCGAGCAGGCUACCACCGAAUCCCAGCCUCAGCAGCAGCCGUCUCAUCCCGAGCCGACGCCGUCAGAGCAGCACCAGGAGCAGAGCCAGGAGCAGGAGCAACAGGUGCCCCAGAUGCGCAUCCAGCGCCUGAUCCUCCAGCCUCUGCCAGAGCAGCCCCGCGACACCAUGACCCCACCGAUGCCCGAUCAGCCCCAGCAGGUGCCCUUCGGUCGCAUGGUCUACGGCCGUAGUCUGGCCCAGCCCGUCCGCAUCCCUGUGCCCAUGAUGGCUAUGGAGGGAGCAUCCAAUGCCGCUGCCUCCGAGGAGUCUCAGCGACCUCACUUCGUCCAGCCUCGUUCCGUUUAAGAAACAAGAACACCACGCCUGUGAUUGCUGCUGUGCGAAUCGAAUCUCGACGAGAGGGGAGAUUGAGAUUGAGAAGAAACUAGGAGGAGUCAACACGUCACCUACUUUACCCAAAAUAUCUAUUGUAUUGUAA
Molecule: messenger RNA, 2127 nt
Organism: Drosophila bipectinata
Lineage: Eukaryota; Metazoa; Arthropoda; Insecta; Diptera; Drosophilidae
Gene: Msr-110
Product: Msr-110
Source: RefSeq, a predicted model, not a curated record